AUGAGUGGUGGUUCGUGGGCUGAUCCACGUUUCCAAGUAAUUGGUAGAAUACCUACUGAGUGGGCUUGGUGUCUUCUACCGCAUGUGAGAGACAAAAAGGUUAGGCUAGAAGGGAGAUGCAAGUCGAUGCCUGAAGCAUUAGGCAUUAUGGAUACGAUUCUUCUUUCAGUAAGCGUGUAA
This is a messenger RNA of Eruca vesicaria subsp. sativa (arugula), 180 nucleotides long. The record is from the annotation of a GenBank genome assembly. NCBI's taxonomy places the organism in Eukaryota, Viridiplantae, Streptophyta, Magnoliopsida, Brassicales, Brassicaceae.